UUUCACUGGGACCUAUUUUAUCAUCGCAACAGGAUAUUUACCCCGGAAGCUGAGCGCAGGAACAAGUCAAGCCAGUUGCUGGAACAUGUCUCCUCCACAUUUACUUUGACCGCAUGAUGUUGGUGGGAUACAGCAGCAGCUCGGAGGAGGAGGAGGAGGACAACCAGGAGGAGACUGCUCCCCACAAAGAUGCUUCUCCUGCGCGUGAGGAGGAAGAGGAAGAGGAAGGAGAGGACGGCUGCCCGGCGAGGAAGAAACCCAGAGCUGAACCACAGGUCACCAAAACAAGGCUUCCUGUCCCUGGUUCCCUCAUGUCCAUGUUCCCAGAGGACGGUGAUCCAGAGACGGAGGACAGUUCCCUCCACGGUGGACGGAUCCGCUCUUUCCGACACGAGAGAGGAAACUGGGCCACCUAUGUUUAUUUACCAUACCAUCCUGAGGAGGAGUUUGAGGAGGUGCUGGAGGAGCUGUUCUCCGCUGCGAGCGACGGGGGGGUGGAUUUGACCCAACAGGAGGAGUUCCACCUCAGCCUGUCCCAGACGGUGGUGCUGAGACACCACUGGAUCCAGCCCUUUACACGGAGCCUCCGGGCAGACCUGGCCCACUGCAAACAGUUCGUUUGCUCUGCGAGGAAACUGAAGGUUUAUUGUAACGCUGAGAAGACGAGGACGUUCUUGGGAAUAGAAGUGUGUUCUGGUCAAACUCAGCUGUUGGACGUGGUCCGAGUUGUGGACAGAACGAUGACAGAGUUUCGCCUGGACACUUUUUACACGGAGCCGUCUUUCCAUGUGAGUCUGGCCUGGUGUGUCGGAGACAUGAGGGAGAAGAUGGACGAAUGUAUUCAGAAGCUGCAGUGUGUGGUUGAUGAACGAGAAGAAGGACCGUUUCACCUGAGGCUGGACGGCGUGGAGCUGCGCUGCAGGACAGGAAACAAAACCUUCCGCUUCCCCCUGGAGCCAUAAGACCAGACGAGAGUGAAACCUCUCAGGUCAAAGGUCACUGACUUUCUCAUCCUCAUUCCAACUGUUACUCACUGUGUUUAGAAAUCUCCUUUAAUAACUGCAAAGACAAUCAAGGCGAAAUGGCCGAAAGAAUAAAUGUUAUUGUACUUUUCUGCAUUAUUUUACCACUGACUGUAAAUAAAGUUUCUACUGAGUGUA
Messenger RNA from Hippoglossus stenolepis (Pacific halibut), 1160 nucleotides. RefSeq names its product U6 snRNA biogenesis 1 (gene usb1). NCBI's taxonomy places the organism in Eukaryota, Metazoa, Chordata, Actinopteri, Pleuronectiformes, Pleuronectidae. Gene Ontology annotation, cellular component: nucleus. Gene Ontology annotation, biological process: U6 snRNA 3'-end processing. Bases 114 to 962 code for a protein of 282 amino acids. The record is from RefSeq and is a predicted model, not a curated record. Gene Ontology annotation, molecular function: 3'-5'-RNA exonuclease activity. The transcript is spliced from 7 exons.